CAGGAGCCCUCGCGCGCGGCUGACCUGCAGGUCGCCCUGCUGUGGUUCAGCGCCAACGUGUCGGUCAACAACCUCGCCGUCGGCCUCUUCGGGCCCCUCGUCUUCGACCUCGGCUUCCUCGAUUCCGCCAUGUGCGCCGUCUUCGGUGCCCUGCUCGGGAGCUGCUCCACGGCGUAUAUGAGCAUAUGGGGUCCGCAGAGUGGGAACCGGACCAUGGUCGUGUGCCGGUUUUUCAUGGGCUACUGGCCCUCCAAGAUCCCUUGCUUCCUGAACAUCGUGCUCAUGGUCGGCUACUGCACCAUCGACUGCAUCAUCGGCGGCCAGAUGCUCUCCGCCGUGAGCGGGGGCAGCCUGUCCAUCGUCGUCGGCAUUGUCGUUGUUGCUCUGGUGAGCUGGGUGGUUGCCGUGUUUGGCAUGGGACUGUUCCACCACUACGAGAGAUACGCCUGGCUACCGCAGAUCCUCGUCCUCUUCGUGCUCAUCGGCUCCGCGGGCCCCUUCUUCGACGCAACAACUCAGUCGGGCGGAAACAGCGCCACGGUGGCUGCGAAUCGGCUCUCGUUCCUGAGCCUAUGCCUCUACGUGCCCAACUCAUGGGCAGCAGCGGCAUCAGACUUCUACGUCUACUACCCAGAACGCACAUCCCGGAUCAAGAUCUUCCUCCUCACCCUCGUCGGCCUCUGGCUCUCCUUCUCGCUAGUCUACCUCCUCGGCAUCGGCCUCGCCACCGGCAUCCCCACCCACGCGGCCUGGUCGUCCGCCAACGACAUCUCCACGGGCGCCCUCGUCGUCGCGGGCUUCGGCCCGCUGCGCGGCUUCGGCCGCUUCUGCUCCGUCAUCGUGGCGCUCGGCGUCAUUGCAAACAGCAUCCCGGGGACGUACUCGGCCGCCCUCGGUUGCCAGGUUAUGGGAAGGUACCCAAAGGUCGUGCCGAGGUGGGUGUGGUCGUGCGUGCUGAUCGCCAUCGAGCUCGUGCUCGCGCUUGCCGGGAGAGAGCACCUGUUUGUCAUCUUCCAGAACUUCCUCGCGCUUAUGGGCUACUGGAUCGAGUUCAUGAUCUGUAUCGUUGUGCAGGAACAUCUCAUCUUCCGCCGCGCGGGGGGGCCCAGGGGAGUCAUCGAUUGGACUAGGUGGGAGGACAAGUCGUACCUCCCCAUUGGCUGGGCUGCGCUGGCGGCGUUCCUGCUCGGCUGGCUUGGUGCUGUGCUUGGUAUGUACCAGAUUUGGUACGUCGGCCCGCUGGCCGAGCUGGCUGGCUUGUCUGAUGUUGGCGUCUGGGUGGGCUGCGGGUUUGCCUUGGUUUCGUUCCCGCCGCUGAGGUAUAUUGAGUUGAGGAUGAUCGGCCGGUAGCUGAUUAAAAUGUCAUCUAUCUCACGGGGAUAUGAAUGAACAAGCUGUGGAAGACAUGCGCAAGCGUCUUGUCGAACUUCAGGAUACAACAGCGUUAUAUGGACAAAUCCAAAUAGC
Messenger RNA from Phialemonium atrogriseum, 1467 nucleotides. RefSeq names its product Permease, cytosine/purine, uracil, thiamine, allantoin. The record is from RefSeq and is a predicted model, not a curated record. Bases 130 to 1350 code for a protein of 406 amino acids. Gene Ontology annotation, cellular component: fungal-type vacuole membrane; plasma membrane. The transcript is spliced from 3 exons. Gene Ontology annotation, molecular function: transmembrane transporter activity. Gene Ontology annotation, biological process: transmembrane transport. NCBI's taxonomy places the organism in Eukaryota, Fungi, Ascomycota, Sordariomycetes, Cephalothecales, Cephalothecaceae.